CGGCGGCGCUAUGGGGGCGGGGCGAGCUGUGGGCACCGGCACCGAUGCACGGCGCGGACGAGGAGGAGGAGGCGGCAGCGGCGGCGAGGGGGCCGCGAAUGAGCGCGGCGAGCACGCAGACCGACAGCAUGGCUGGCCAAAUACCCAGGCUUUCUAAGGUCAAUCUUUUUACUUUGUUCAGUCUCUGGAUGGAGCUCUUUCCUUCUGCCGAACAACAGAAGAAAUCACAGGUAAAGAAGAGCGGCCUGGUUGUGGUGAAAAACAUGACCAUUAUUGGUCUUCAUUGUUCCAGUGCAGACCUGCAUGCCGGUCAGAUCGCGCUCAUUAAACAUGGAUCGAGACUUAAAAACUGUGAUCUUUACUUUUCCAGAAAACCGUGUUCAACUUGCUUAAAAAUGAUUGUAAAUGCUGGAGUGAACAGGAUUUCUUACUGGCCUGCAGAUCCUGAAAUCAGUUUGCAGAAUGAGGCAUCCAAUCCUGUGAUGACCAGUGAUGCAAAGCUCGAUGCCAAAGCAGUAGAAAGGCUGAAGUCAAACAGCCGUGCUCGGGUGUGUGUGUUGCUUCAGCCCUUGGUGUGCUACAUGGUGCAGUUUAUUGAAGAAACUUCCACCAAGCUUGAUUUUAUUAAAAAAAUAGCCAAAUCACAGCCUGACUUUAAUACUGACUUUUAUACUGCAUGUAGACAAGAAAGAAUUAAAGAAUAUGAAAGUUUAUUCCUGAUUUCAAAUGAGGAAACGCACAAGCAAAUAUUGAUGACCAUAGGACUGGAGAACCUCUGUGAAAAUCCAUACUUCAGCAAUCUUAGACAAAAUAUGAAAGAUCUGGUCUUGGUCUUGGCCACGGUGGCUGCCAGCGUCCCUGUCUUUGGUUGCUUUGGGUUUUACAGCAGUGAACCACAGCCAGCAAAUGAUACAUGCCAUCAGGGUUUGCCCCAAGAGAUUGCAAGGCACUGUAUGGUACAAGCCAGGCUGCUCGCCUACCGGACAGAGGAUCAUAAAACAGGAGUCGGAGCUAUUAUUUGGGCAGAAGAAAAAGCAAGAAGCUGUGAUGGAACAGGAGCAAUGUAUUUCGUAGGCUGCGGUUACAAUGCCUUUCCUGUUGGAUCUGAAUAUGCUGAUUUUCCACACAUGGAUGACAAACAAAAAGAUCGGGAAAUCAGGAAGUUCAGAUACAUCAUACAUGCUGAGCAGAAUGCCUUGACAUUCAGGUGUCGAGAAAUAAAGCCAGACGAGAGAAGCAUGAUAUUUGUGACAAAAUGUCCUUGUGAUGAAUGUGUCCCUUUAAUCAAAGGGGCUGGUAUCAAGCAAAUCUAUGCAGGAGAUGUCGAUGCGGGAAAAAAGAAAGCAGAUAUUUCCUAUAUGAAGUUUGGUGAACUGGAGGGUGUAAGCAAAUUUACUUGGCAGUUAAAUCCAUGCCACCCUAAUGCCGUUGAGUUCCAUGAUCCCACAAUGAGGGAAAAUGGAGUUCAGAAGACAAAAUCGGUAGAUGAUCAGCAGCACCAGAACAAGAAACUGUGUCUUGGUCACUACUGAAUAAUCACUUCAGCACUCCUGCAUUCUUGCUCUGUGCUUUUUAUAACGCAGCCUGUUUGCACUUUCAAAUAACGAAGGAUUUUAUUUAUUGUUUGGAAAGUGAUUUUUAGAAUAACUUUAUUUAUGAUGCCUUGAAUGUUUUACAGAAUUACUUGAAGGUCUUUUUAAUUUAGAAGUUCCUAGGGAAAAAAUGCUGCUUGUAUUUUCUAUGAAAGUAAUUGGGUGGCAAAUAAUUGUAAAUGCAUAAGAACAAAUGCAGAAAUUUGUUGCUGGUAGAUCAGAGGAAUAAUAAAAUGUUAUUUCUUUGCUCGGUGUAGAGAUUGAGGGAAUGAAUUUCUAAGUUCUGGGUUAGCAGAAUGCAGAAGUAAGCUGUGGUUCAAGUAGAGUACUCAAAGGAAUCUCCAAGAAAAUGGUAGAUAAGUAACUGGCCCAGUUCCUCAAAGUGGCUUUUGCUUCUCAGUCUGUUUGUAUAAUGGAGCCACUGCCACUGGGACAUAAUGGUUGUUAGAAAAGGGAUUUGGAGAUUGUUUGUCUCUCAUACAUAAUUUCUUCCAACUACCAUGGCAGCACAGCUGUUUUCUUCUGUGGUACUUGCACUGCUGGGGUGUGUUCUUUGUGCUGCCUCAAGCACAUCCCAUCUGCAUUAACCUACACCUUUGCUUCCAUCCUUAAAACCCUGGAAGAAGAACUGUGUCCUAAGAUUCUGCUUAGUUUCAAUUUGUUCUUUGCAGGCUUUGGAUAGCAAAGCUGUGAUGGGGCAGCAUGCACAGCAGUGUUAACACAGCAUUAGCUGCAGGGAGACUGUUCUCACGCAGUCUGAUCCUGCAGUUUAAGGUAGGUUCUUGAACUGCAGCAAGGAGCUGACAUUCCUUACGGCUCAUCAGAUAGCUUCAUAUCAGAACUGGGAUGCUUGUAUCCUCUUACCACCAUGAGAAUUUGCUCUUACUUAAGCUGGAGGAAGGCUUUCUCUCAGUUUAGUGAAACUGAACACAGCCUCUGGCGACGUGAGAGGUGUGUGCAGUCAGCAGCAGAAAUCUUGCCAGGCAAGUGGCUGAUCCACCACCACUGCUGUCCUUUCCCAGGGCCAGGAUGAAAACAUGACCCUGUUUGUCAACCAAGGGAAGGAUGGUGAAAUCCACUUUUUGCAUCACACCUCAAAAAUUUGCACAGUAGCUCAUGAGGAAGUGUCUGAUCUGCCGCUUCUUUGAACUGCCACCAGCUCGUGUGGUCCAGAGCACAGGGCCUGAGAUCCUGGACCAGCAGGUCCAGCUGCAGGAGAUCUGUGCCUCUGUCAGACAGAGUCCAGCUUGGGCCUGGGGAGGAUGUUCCUGUUCUGGAUGUCAUGCAACCCUCCCAAACUGAUUUUCUUCCUCUCGUCAAGUUUCAUGGCUUGUAACUCGAGUUUAAAAUUGGAUAUUGGUGCUUCGUAAGCAAGACUGUCAUUAUAAUCUGUUCUAAAUCAAAUAUUUUACUUUGUCAUACUGUUUUCCUUCCAUUUCUUCCUGUGUAAGAGUGAUUACUCUUGGCUUUCUCUACAGAUUAGAAGAACCCUGUCUAGAUUUAAGCACCCCCGUACCCUGACACCUUCACGUUUCCAUCAUCCAUCGGCAGUGCUCUCCUGCUUGAGGUAGCAGCAGGGAAAAAAUAAGUGCAGGUUUAAGGCCUGUUGAGGUUUUAUCCUCAUCGGUCAGCUGGUAUCAAAGCAGGAUAAGUCUGUGUCUUUAUGGGAACGGCUGAGAUGGAAAAGUCCCUGAAAGGUGGUGGGUGGCCUGGGUACAGGGAGAGGCAAAUCAUGAUGUACGCAUCAAAAAUGGCACAUGUUAAAUAACUGCACUGCAGUGGAUGCUGCUGUAACCUUCAUGAGUGACGAUUUUACCUUCAGUUUUUAUUGGUUUUUUAAAAGGGAUUUUUGUACGAAACUUCCUGUGAAACUUGGAAUUGCUUUUGAGGCUGAAAGCUUGCAAGUCUGACCUGCUGUCACGCCGUCUUUGGACGCAUUCAGAGCAGAUUUGAGCAGAGGUUCACAAAUGUCCGUAGGCUCUGAUGAUCUGUGUAACUCUGCUGUGUUUCCUGCUGGGAUUGCAGAUUAGGAAGAACGUGAGCAGGGGUUUCUCUUGACCCACAGACUGCAGGCACUGCUGCGCAUCUCGUCUGCUCACCCAGGGGAGGCAUGCGAGGUCGGGCAUCUCCUGCUGCGCUUCUGCAAAGGAACUGUAGGGUGUGUGUUUCUUACAUCAAAAGAACGAUGUAUUUAAAGUUAAGAAAUGUGAAACUAUAUAUUUUAUAUAUACGUAUGAAAUUUCUGUACGCAUUUUGGUUCAUCUCAGAGCAGUCUUUUCAAUUGCAGGUAUGAGCUGCUGCUAACAGUUUGGCCUCUUGAGCAAGAAUUACAGAAAUUCUCUGCUAAUUGUUUGCCUUACAGCAAAAGAUGUUUUCUGCUAAUAAAUGAUUCUGGCAGUAAGUACUGAAGUGUAUUGCUGAGCUGCAGAUAGAACGUUGGGCUUUCAUUGCCUGGAUCCGGUAAGCGACAUCGCCUGCAGACUGGCAAGGCAAAGCAGGCAGAUGGUUUCAGUCUAUUUCUAACAGAUGCAGGUGGUCUUGUCACUAAUGAAGGUGUCACAGUGCCACAUAUGUGGGGCUGACUGUUCUGCACAGCAAGGGAACUGCAGAGAGGUGUUGUCAAACACUGCAUUCAUCGUCCUUGGGCUCCUUCUGCUUCCCAGGCUGCGCAGUGCCAGUUCUGCAGCCCACAUACGUGGCGCACCUGGGCACAGCAUUUUCAGAGCCGGGGCAGAAUUCGCUGCAGUUCUGCUCUCUUACAGAAGGUGGUAGCACACAGCAGCUUCCCUUGGAAGUGCCACUCCGCUGGCAGCUCCCACCCGCUCUCCUGUUGCAGCAGUCGCACAGCUGACAGCUUGAAGUCAGGGAUGCUCCCUCCUGACUCCUGGCGCGGCUGCGGGGUGGGCAGUGGAGCGGAAAGGCUGCAGCCCUCGCUUCCUCCCGCUCCUCUCCCAGCACUGAGCUCGGUCCUGCAGCCACAGCUCCCCCGCGUGCCGAUCUCGGGGAAAUGCGGAGCUGUUGGAGCGGCGCCCGGGCCGUGAACGAGUGAACCGAUGGAAACAGCGAACUCCAUCUUCAGCUCCAAGACCCCGUCUUUAUUUAAGGGGCGUGAAACAGCAGCACGGUGCUUGACGUCUCGUUCACCCUUUCUUUUGCUUCUUUCAAAGAGCCGUGCAAGUUGAGCUUGGAGCUGACCCAGCUAAGAGGUGUGCUGGCAAUAUCCGGCGUCCAGAGAAGUUCCUUGUGUAACAAACUGCAGAGAACCCAGCAAGUCCUUUCAGUGUAAAACCAGCCCUUUCUUCCUCUUUUCCCACACGCACAGACUUCCCACCAGCCCUUACUGCUGUGGUUGGAUGGCCGCCACCACAGUGGGCAGAGGAUGGCAGCUGGGCACGUUCUGCUCACACCAACACUGGCUGUAGGUAUCACCUCUCCUCGUGCUGCAGCCAGACCACAGCCUGAGGUGCCAGGAGAAGGGCAGAAAGAAUCUGGCACCAUGCAGCCUUGCUCUCCCGAAGGGCAAGAGGGGAAAAAAAAAGACAGCAAUCAUAGAGAUACGGCUUACUUGGUAAUCAUGCCUUUAAUAGCUUGUAAAUAUUUUCUUUUUAAAUUCCAGGCAACUAAGAUGUGCUUUUUUGUGUGUGUGUGUGUAUCUGACAUCUGAAAAAAAAAAAACAAAAA
Tympanuchus pallidicinctus (lesser prairie-chicken) is the source of this 5273-nucleotide messenger RNA. It is a transcript of the gene CDADC1, whose product is annotated as cytidine and dCMP deaminase domain containing 1. The record is from RefSeq and is a predicted model, not a curated record. The transcript has 9 exons. Gene Ontology annotation, cellular component: cytoplasm. NCBI's taxonomy places the organism in Eukaryota, Metazoa, Chordata, Aves, Galliformes, Phasianidae. Gene Ontology annotation, biological process: dTMP biosynthetic process; dUMP biosynthetic process. Gene Ontology annotation, molecular function: zinc ion binding; dCMP deaminase activity. The coding region runs from base 45 to 1532 and encodes 495 amino acids.